GCGGGCCCCCAAGGCCGGCGGGUUUGUGCGAGCGCCCCGAGCCCGCGGGCUGGCCGGGCGGGAAGGGCCGAGAAGGCCGCGGCCCCCAAUCCAAGUCUCGGAGAUGAAACUUUCCUGGAAGGGAGCAAUUUUGGAAGAGAAUAGUCUUAGAAGUUGUUCUUAGUUAACCCCCAUCGCAUAGGUUUACGGAACCUUCGCGCUCCCUACUCCCCCUCCUCUAUUUACUGUUUUGUCGCAGAGCGCCGCCUUUCUCGCUUCGGUCGCAGUCCUCCCGACGCAUCUCUAUUGAUCAGUUUUUGCUGCCCCACCCCUGCUGUUUACGUUGGCUCUGAGAAUCGAUUAUUCACCCUCACCCAGCGCUUACAGCUUCGUGAAAGUUCGAUAGUCUUCCUUUCCAAAAAGGUCAAUAUUAGGAACGGAUAGCUCGCGAGUUUACUCCUUCGAAUACGAUUGUUCGUGUUUAUUAGGGAUUGAGCAAUGCAGCAGGUCCCUCCGACUUCAUUUCUGCGUCUGGAAGAAGUUUCGCUUGGAAUGCGCAGUUUCGUGACACGGCAUUAUUGGCGUUCCCGUAGGGCUGGCCCAGUUCUGCACUCUCUAAUUGUAAUGAAUUGCUUUACUCUGUCUCUUGAGAAUGCUCGAGAUUUGCUUUAGUGUAUUGUAAUUUAACGGAUUUGCCUUCAAGAUUGUUGUUGCCUGUGAAAUUACGUUGCCUUAAAUAUUUAGGGAUUCAGCAGUUUUCUUUGAAAUUUCCAAAAGCAAGCCAAAAAGAGAAAUGGAACAAGAGCCACAAGACGGAGAACCUGCUGAAAUUAAGAUCAUCAAGGAAGCAUACAAGAAGGCCUUUUUAUUUGUUAAUAAAGGACUGAAUACUGAUGAAUUAGGUCAGAAAGAAGAAGCAAAGAACUACUAUAAGCAAGGAAUAGGGCACUUGCUCAGAGGAAUCAGCAUUUCAUCAGCAGAUCCCGAACACAUAGGUCCUGGGUGGGAAUCUGCUAGACAGAUGCAACAGAAAAUGAAAGAAACACUACAGAAUGUACGUACCAGGUUGGAAAUUCUAGAGAAGGGUCUUGCCACUUCUCUACGGAAUGAUCUUCAGGAGGUGCCCAAGUUAUAUCCAGAAUUUCCGCCUAAAGAUAUGUCCGAAAAGUCACUGGAGCCUCAGUUCUUUAAUUCACUUCCUCAGCACAAUGAAGUAAAUGGAAACACUUCAACUACAAGUACAGAAUCAGUUUCUACACCUAGUACUUUUUCCUUACCAUCUCAAAGUCAUCCAUCAGAAGCACCUCCUGCUUAUACUCCUCAGGCUGCUGAGGGUCACUACACUGUAUCCUAUGGAACAGAAUCUGGGGAGUUCUCAUCAGUUGGGGAAAACUUUUAUAGGAAUCAUUCUCAGCCACCUCCUCUUGAGACCUUAGGGCUAGAUGCAGAUGAGUUGAUUUUGAUACCAAAUGGAGUACAGAUUUUUUUUGUAAAUCCUGCAGGGGAGGUUAGUGCACCUUCAUAUCCUGGGUACCUUCGAAUCGUGAGGUUCUUGGAUAAUUCUCUUGAUACAGUUCUAAACCGUCCUCCUGGGUUUCUUCAGGUUUGUGACUGGUUGUAUCCUCUAGUUCCUGAUAGAUCUCCAGUUCUUAAAUGUACUGUAGGAGCCUACAUGUUUCCUGAUACAAUGUUACAAGCAUCAGGAUGCUUUGUGGGGGUCGUCUUGUCUUCUGAAUUACCAGAAGAUGAUAGAGAACUCUUUGAGGAUCUAUUAAGACAAAUGUCUGACCUUCGGCUCCAGGCCAACUGGGACCGGGCAGAAGGAGAAAAUGAAUUCCAAAUCCCUGGAAGAUCAAGAUGCCCCUCUAACCAAUUAAAGGAAGCCAGUGGCACUGAUGUGAGACAGUUGGACCCAGGCAGUAAGGAUGUACGUCAUAAGGGAAAACGGGGGAAAAAGACCAAAGGUACUUCAAGUGAAGAAGUUAAUCUGAGUCACAUUGUACCUUAUGAGCCAGUUUCAGAAGAAAAAGCAAAGGAAUUACCUGAAUGGAGUGAGAAAGUGGCUCAAAACAUUUUGUCAGGUGCUUCCUGGGUGAGUUGGGGUUUGGUCAAAGGUGCUGAGUUUACUGGCAAAGCCAUCCAGAAAGGCGCUUCUAAACUCCGAGAACGGAUUCAACCAGAAGAAAAACCAGUGGAAGUUAGUCCAGCUGUGACCAAGGGACUUUACAUAGCAAAGCAGGCUACCGGAGGAGCAGCGAAAGUCAGUCAGUUCCUGGUUGACGGAGUUUGUACUGUAGCAAAUUGUGUUGGAAAGGAAUUAGCUCCACAUGUCAAGAAGCAUGGAAGCAAACUUGUUCCAGAAUCUCUUAAAAAAGACAAAAAUGGGAAGUCUCCCCUGGAUGGUGCUAUGGUUGUAGCAGCAAGCAGUGUUCAAGGAUUUUCAACUGUCUGGCAAGGAUUGGAAUGUGCAGCUAAAUGCAUUGUUAAUAAUGUUUCAGUAGAAACUGUACAAACUGUCAGAUACAAAUAUGGGCAUACCGCAGGAGAAGCUACGCACAAUGCAGUAGAUUCUGCCAUCAAUGUUGGUGUAACUGCCUAUAAUAUUGACAACGUUGGCAUCAAAGCAAUGGUGAAGAAAACUGCAAAACAAACGGGACACACACUGCUUGAGGACUAUAAAAUUGUUGAUAAUUCUAAGGAGGAAAAUCAAGGAGCAGGAGCAAGUGUAAACAUGAAAGGGGAGAAAGAUGAACAGAGAGAGGAACUAGAGAAGGAUGGGGCAAAGAAGAAAGAUAAAUGAUGGAAGUGCUAUGAAUUGUCUAUACCAAAGCCUUACAGAUGGAUGCAGUUUUGUUAAAUGGCAAAUGUGGAAUUCCCCACAGAUUAACCAGGAUUUUUAAAAUGUAUUCAUUCCUACAAAGUGACUAUUUCAUAAGCUUUAUGGCAUGUAUUCUACUUCUAAGGAAAAGAAUCAGUAUUCUUGCAUCUGGCCUUUAGAAAUACAGUUACAUUCUCUGUGAGUUGAUUUUUUUCUAAAUGUGGCUAAAAUAUUUUUGCAGUUAAAAUAAGACUAAUAAUAGAUGUGCUAUAAAUCUCAUUAAACCUAACGUUAAACUAUUUUUGUAUUUGCUGUCUUUCAGAAAGCAAAGUAGGAAAUUAUAUAUUUACGUAAAAUUUGGCAUUUAGUAACCUUAGUUAUGUUUGUACUGGGAAGGAAUGCUUUAAACAUUGUUUCCUCUUUUUGCACUAAUUGUGGAUUUUUUUUUAGGUGCUUAUGAGAAUUUUCAGUGUGUAAGCUAAACAAAAACUGUAACCCUAAAUGUAAAGAAUUCUUGUAUAACGUUUAAAAGACUUUCAAAAUAAGGAGUAGACUAAUCAUGAAAAAUAAAAUGAGGUUCUAUAAAA
Molecule: messenger RNA, 3384 nt
Organism: Physeter macrocephalus (sperm whale)
Lineage: Eukaryota; Metazoa; Chordata; Mammalia; Artiodactyla; Physeteridae
Gene: SPART
Product: spartin
Exons: 9
Coding region: 773-2779 (668 amino acids)
Biological process (GO): negative regulation of BMP signaling pathway; cell division
Cellular component (GO): plasma membrane
Source: RefSeq, a predicted model, not a curated record